UGGUUGCCUUUGAUCAUCGCCGUCGUCUUUUAUCCUCACUAAAUAGUAGUUGGUGACCUUUUGAUGUUGAAUUCAACAAUCAAAGUUUUAGAUCGGAACUUUUCAUAAUAGAAUUCAACCAUCUCUAAGCAAUUGUCUUUUCCUUGUUUGUGGAUAUGUAAAAUUCAAUCUCUCAAAAUUGCUGGUAAAGAGUUAUGGCCCUGUGUUUAUCAAGCUUGUAAUUUUGGGGAACUUGUGGCCAAUGAUUUAUGGUGGUCAGAACUAGGUUGUCGGCAGUCCUUGGUAUUGUGGUAAAGCCGACUAUUGAUGGUGGUGAUUGCAAGUGAUUGGACGUCGUAGAUGGCUGACGGUGGCGUUGAGGGAAGAUCGUCGGUAGGCUGGGGUCAUUGGAUGGGGGCAAGGGUGGGAAUGGGAGGGGGGUGGCUGGGGUGUUGAGUUGAUUGGGGUUUUCAAAUGGGUGGGUGGAAUUAGGUUGAUUUUAAUUGUUCUUUUUCAAAAUAUGAUAGUUAACAGAAACUUGACGGGAGGGUCAAGUCAUGUAUUUUUUCAGAAAAACCUCAACGACACCUUGAAACUGCGAGGGUACCCUGUGCAUUUUCGCAAAAAUCAGUUUGUCGACUCUUGUGGAAGCAUCCAUGAUAUAAUAAGGGCAUGGAAUCGCCAUUUGAAAAAUUUCCCACACUUGGUAAGAGUGCAUUCCUCCCUUAAGAAGCCUGCUAAAGCUGGUGCUAUGUGGAAGAUGGUUAUUGAAGGUAGGCCUGAUAGUCCUAGUACUCACUCUCUAAGGUCUUCGAAGGAGCAUGACAAAAUUGAUUUGAUUCAGCUGCCUCCUCGAGAUAAAGUAGUAGUGGCAGAGAAUAUUGACAAAUCUGAACGAGCUAUCCAUGAACAGACACAGUUUGAAGAUAGCGAUGGCAAAUCGAUUGAUCUGGAGCUGGUGACUUCAGAAGUCACAAAGACCUUUCUAACGGAGGAGUGUAAAGCAAAUGAGCCAGGUACUGGCCUGCUAAAUCAGACUGCUGAUGAUAGAAAUUCUGGGGAAGCUGCCACGGACCCUAAAUCACAUGGCAUCCAGGAAAAACAAGAGCAAGAUCAAAGGUCUCAAAAAGAAAAGCCAGAUUCACUGGAGGGUCAUUCUUUGAGUCCUCCGGAUGGUGGUAGCAAACCAGCAGGUGGCCACGACAUUGAUAAAAUCCGCUCAGUCUCGAGUCCUGUAAGUCGCGGAGAUAAUACUGCUGCCGAAACAUGUGGUGAGUCUCCUUUUCCCUCUACAAUGACACGUAAGGACCUUUCAUCAACACUAUCAGCAGAUCAUCCUUCGGAUAAAGAGGGAAAUCAGCGAAGGUUCAACUCAUCUGGUAAAGUUCGUUCGAGACUUGGCUCCCCUGGUAAUUCAGGAGAGAGACUAGAAAGGUCGCUUUCGCCAAGAAGACGCAUCCAUGGGUGUACAGAUGAUCGGCGACACAGAGAGCGGUCUCUUUCUCCACGAAGGCACAAUUCUCGCUGGAAUUCAGAAGACCGCUGGCAUCGUGAUAAACGUCAUCGUCGUUAUUCCCGGUACCAAGAUAGUUCACGAGGUCAGAAAGAUGGCCGAAUACAAAAUCAACAUAUAGUAAUCAUUGGCAACAAAGGGCAAACACAGACUGUCCAACAGCAAUCUACGGGAUCUACAUCACAGACUCAGACCCAACUUCCUGUCCAAUCUGUUGCUUACCCUCAAGCUCUGAUGAACCAGUAUCCGCUGCCCAUCAAUGAGCAAUAUGGCAAUGCGCAGAAUAACCAAUUGUACAAUCAGAUGUGGCAAUAUUAUUACUACAACCAGCAGCAACAGCAGCAGCAGCAGCAUGUACUGCAGCAAUCACCAUUAGGUCCACAGCAACAACUGCAACAAAUGCAGCCUCCUCAGCAGCUGCAGCAACAGAUGCAAAACCCAGCCCAGCAGCAGCAUAUGCAAAUUCCUCAACAGCCCCAACAGUCAUCUCUUCAUCAGCAACAGAUUUUACACUUGCAGUAUCAGCAGCAACAGUUGUUUCCGCAGUUGCAACAGCAACAAACUAAUGAGCAAACGCAGUCUCAGCAGCAGCAAUUACAGCAGAUACAGCAACAGCAAGUUUACCUACAGCAGCAGCAGCAGCCGCAGCCCCAGCCCCAGCCACAGCAACAGCAACAGCAGGGACACAUUCAAGAGCAACAGCAGACACAGCUGCAGCAACCAGAGGAAGUCUAUCUUCAGCAGCAGAUGCAACAACCACAGGAAUCAUAUCAGUACCAGCAAGUUCAGCAACAACAGUACUUACUCUACCUCCAGCAGCUGCACCAAUAUCAACAAUCACAGCAGCAGCCAGGACUAGCUCCAGAUCAGAAGUCAUUGCAUCAACAAGAAAAAUUACCUCAGGAGCAGCAACAAGAACUGCCGGAGCAGCAGCAUAGGGAUGAAAAGUCACAGCUUAAACAAAAUUAUGGUUCAGCAGAAGUUAGUUCAAAUAACAGUCCUCAAGAACAGGGUCAAGGAUCAGAACUUACCCAUGGUUCAACUUCUGCAGCUCCAUCCCAAGACGAGUUGCCUGAAAUUGAAGGAACGGAAAUUUGAUGCUUCAGUUGAAACACUUUUUAGGCUGUAUAUCUCAGACUCGACUACUAGUGUCAGACAUAAGUUUUUUUUUGGUGUCAGACGCUGCGACGUAAAAAAGUUUUGCAUGCAUUCGAUUCAAAAGAAAUUUUGGUGUCCGCAUCAGCUCAGGUACUUAGGUGACAUAAAAGUUGGCUAGUAUGAUUUUGCAGAUGACUUGAAUUUUGCAGAUGACUUGUAAAUGAUUAGGCCUUUCAUCACUAUACUUUAAGCUUUGGCAAUGAUAAUAGAAACAUUUCUGUUGUGUACUUCUGUUCGUCAUAUGUAGCUAUUGUAAUUCUCAAGUGUAUCUUGGCUUAUAAAAAAAUUAUAGAAACUCAACCUUUCCAGUCUUGCCUUGA
Beta vulgaris subsp. vulgaris (sugar beet) is the source of this 2970-nucleotide messenger RNA. RefSeq lists its product as uncharacterized. The coding region runs from base 500 to 2590 and encodes 696 amino acids. The record is from RefSeq and is a predicted model, not a curated record. The transcript is spliced from 3 exons. Lineage: Eukaryota; Viridiplantae; Streptophyta; Magnoliopsida; Caryophyllales; Amaranthaceae.